This is a messenger RNA of Doryrhamphus excisus (bluestripe pipefish), 1207 nucleotides long. NCBI's taxonomy places the organism in Eukaryota, Metazoa, Chordata, Actinopteri, Syngnathiformes, Syngnathidae. The record is from RefSeq and is a predicted model, not a curated record.
UGCGGUGGUCCCUUGGAAAUGUUGUCUCUUUUGCGCCACGUAACGUCCUCAUGUGUGGGCCGACGCUCCGUAGCGACGCUCAUCUCUGGAAAGGCAACAUCCAAACAAGUGUCCAACACGUCCUCAGGCUGGUGAGGGAUAGGCUGAAGAAAGAAGUGGACAAGAUGAAGACGUCAGAUUUCAGACCAAGUCUGGUGGUUUUACAAGUGGGAAGCAGAGAAGACUCCAACUUGUACAUCAGCAGUAAAAUGAAAGCUGCAGCCGAGGUGGGCAUCGACGCCGCGCACGUGAGGCUGUGUAACACGUCCACACAGGAUGAGGUGCUGAGGACCAUCAUGUCCGUCAAUGAGGACGCAUCAGUGCACGGCCUUAUCGUCCAACUUCCUCUGGACUCCGUGCACGCCAUCGACAUGGAGCUCAUCACCAAUGCUGUCUCGCCGCUGAAAGAUGUGGAUGGGUUGAGUUGCAUCAAUGCAGGGAAGUUGGCUCGUGGAGAUUUGAAGAACUGCUUCAUCCCGUGUACACCCAACGGCUGCAUGGAACUCAUCAGACAGACGGGUGUGAGCGUGACGGGAAAACACGCAGUCGUGGUUGGCCGCAGCAAGAUCGUGGGCGCGCCCAUGCACGACCUGCUGCUGUGGCAUCACGCCACCGUCACCACCUGUCACUCAAAGACACCCGACCUCCCUGAACAGGUGGGCAGGGCUGACAUACUCGUGGUGGGGGCGGGGCGAGCAGAGAUGGUGCAUGGUGAUUGGGUGAAGGAGGGAGCCGUGGUCAUCGACUGCGGAAUCAAUCACGUGGCAGAUGAAACCAAGGCGAGCGGGAAGCGCGUGGUCGGUGACGUCCACUACGGCUCAGCCAGUCAGAGAGCAGGAUACAUCACGCCCGUUCCAGGAGGAGUGGGGCCAAUGACGGUGGCUAUGCUGAUGCAGAACACGGUCCUCAGUGCUCAGCGCUUCCUCGCCAACAUGGACGACAACUCACAGUGACAUCAUCAAAAUAAAGGGCCUUCCUAAACUUGAUGAUGAAGGUUGUGACCAAUCAGCAGCCAGGGGACCUGGUUGAAAGGAUUUUUUCGUGCAUUUUGUAUCGUCUGAUUUUGCAAUGAUGCCGUCAACUUUUGUCACCAUGACAAUGAUGGCUGUGACCAGUCACAUGAUCAAGAAUGAAACCGCCGUCGAAAUAAAAAGAGAAAGACAAGCCA